AUGAUCAAGAUUGAUUGUUUAAAUAUAUUCAAGAUAUUGGAUAAUAACAGUCCUCUUGAACACGCUGCAGUUCAAGACUUCCAGACAGUGUAUGACCAUGACACUUUUAGCAAAGAUGACAAAAUGGGAGAUGUUGAGUUUGACAUCAGGCCUUACGUAGAAGCCUUGAAACAGGAUUUGGAAGACAUCCUGAGUGGAACCACAAUAUCAAGAGUGCAACCGUGCAGGACCAACUGCCUGUCUGUAGAGUGCGGUGAACUGGAAAUCGAACUUAACUGGAUUGACCUUCCUGGGUCUAAAGGUGUAUAA
This is a messenger RNA of Hibiscus syriacus, 309 nucleotides long. RefSeq names its product protein C2-DOMAIN ABA-RELATED 4-like. The transcript has 2 exons. The record is from RefSeq and is a predicted model, not a curated record. NCBI's taxonomy places the organism in Eukaryota, Viridiplantae, Streptophyta, Magnoliopsida, Malvales, Malvaceae. Bases 1 to 309 code for a protein of 102 amino acids.